AUGGCUCUACCCACCAAUGAUGCCAAAGUGAGAUAUGGAGUCCGUCAUAAGGUGGCAACCCCCUAUCACCCUCAGACAAGUGGACAGGUUGAAGUUUCCAACAGGAAACUUAAGAGGAUUAUAGAGAAGACCGUCAAUGUUUCAAGAAAGGAUUGGUCUCGGAAGCUUGAUGAUGCUAUCUGGGUAUACCGGACAGCAUAUCUGAAUCUUGAUUCAGAAGCUGCAGGAAUUAAGCGAAUGCUCCAGUUAAAUGAGCUUGAUGAAUUCAGAUAUUCAGCUUAUGAGAAUGCCAAGCUCUAUAAGGAGAAGACCAAGUUAUUACAUGACAAGAAGAUUGCCAUCAGAGUAUUUGAGCCAGGACAGAGAGUGCUGCUGUAUAAUUCAAGGCUCAAAUUCUUUCCCGGGAAGCUGAAAUCCCGGUGGUCAGGACCGUUUGUGGUUACCAGAGCUUCACCAUAUAGUCAUGUGAAAAUACAGGAAGAGAAUUCUAAUAGGAAAUUACAGUGA
This is a messenger RNA of Arachis stenosperma, 507 nucleotides long. RefSeq lists its product as uncharacterized. Gene Ontology annotation, molecular function: nucleic acid binding. The transcript has 3 exons. NCBI's taxonomy places the organism in Eukaryota, Viridiplantae, Streptophyta, Magnoliopsida, Fabales, Fabaceae. Gene Ontology annotation, biological process: DNA integration. The record is from RefSeq and is a predicted model, not a curated record. Bases 1 to 507 code for a protein of 168 amino acids.